Perca fluviatilis (European perch) is the source of this 3560-nucleotide messenger RNA. RefSeq names its product cortexin-3. The transcript is spliced from 2 exons. The record is from RefSeq and is a predicted model, not a curated record. Lineage: Eukaryota; Metazoa; Chordata; Actinopteri; Perciformes; Percidae. Bases 1601 to 1852 code for a protein of 83 amino acids.
AUAAGCGUAUUAAACAUGAAUAACAAACAAUAAAUACCAAAACAGAGACAAAUAUUUACAAAAUAGUUGUUCCAUUCCAUUCUGCUCCAUCAUGGUUGUUGUUUCCAGUCUUUGUGCUAAUGUAGCUAACUAUGUCUUGGCUAAAGCUUCAUAUUAACCGUACAGACAUGAGAGAGCUAUAUUAAAUUUAGAGCUAUAGGGGUGUGCAUAUAUAAAGAAAUUAUUUAUUUUAGCUUUAUUUAAGAAAAGAUGAACUCCUAAAAACACAUCCUCUUUUACUGCAGUUGAGCUUCGGAUAAUAUCCACCAUAAUGUAACCCUCGGACAUAUGUAGAAAAGUAGAAAAAAAAAUCUCAUUACUGGUUAAAAUGUGGGUAGUCAUUGGAUUCACUAAUUCUGUCUAAGCACCUGCAGUCCUCGCUGACUUCCACCAGGUGGAAACGCUGCACAGCAUUUGGAUGCUGACAGUGGACAUUACGUAAGCUGAGAUUUCCCCCAAAGUGCUCUGCACAGUCACUCUCUGACCUCUUUGUGGACUGUCACGUCCUUCCGGAGCCGCUGAGGCCAUUAGCAUCUGUCAGGAUUAGACAGCAAAGACUCUGAAGCUUGUCACACACACACACACACACAAAAAAAAAACAUACAAGGGAGUGUUUUCUGCUUGAGACACCCAUCCCACUUUAAACUCAACAUUGUGGCUGUCCGCAUCCAGCCUGAGCAACUCAUUCAAUUCAAUUCAAUUUUAUUUAUAGUGUGAAAUCAUAACUGGAGUUAUCCCAGGACACUUUACAGAUAGAGUAUGUCUACAUCACACUAUAAUUUGCAAAGACCAAACCCCCCCACCCACACACACACACACACACACACACACACACCCCCAAUCCACCCACUCACCCCAAGAGCAAGCAUUUGUCCACGCAGCAACGUCUGUGUUAAUGUCUUUUCCUGGAUACUGUUUAUUGUAAAGCCUAUUGUUUUGCAGAAUAUGCUACCAAUUUAGCAUCAUAACAGUGUGUUUUAUAUUAAGAUAAUAAAAUAUCAUAAAGAUCACUGUAAACUCAUCGUUGACCUCCACUGAUGUCUUUCUGAGAAUGCUCCUUUUUUUCAUUGUUAUAGCCUAUUUGUGAUUAUGAAUCAAUGUACUGACAUAAUCUAUGAGGGCCACACCUUUCUCCUCAUCCGCUUGGCACAUUUUAGCCUAUACCUGGAGGAUUGCUAUGGCAACAGGUUGCCAGUAGCGACUACAUCCCUGCCUGUGUGUCUGCGGGGAUGAGCGGCGCGUCAGGACGAGAAGAAAACAACAAGCGGAGCAGCAGAGGGUUUGGUCUGCGCGGGCUCAGUCAGCAAAAAAAAAACAGAAAAAUAACCACUGUCAGGCUUUUUUUUCUGUCAUAAAGUGAGGAGCCCCGCGGCCAGCAAGGACGGUCGUUGUUGUUGCUUCGAGUCUGGAAACAGAAAGGUCGGAUGUGCCAGGAUGGAGAGCCACCGCUGACGGAGAUUCCCGAGCUCCACUGAUAACAACAGGUCUUAUCCACUGAGCCCAUCUUCCCCUCCCAAAUCUUUAAGCAACCGACAAAGAGCUGGAGCCGAGACGGUCAAGCAUGGAUGUGCCCAGGAUGGCUGAAGGCCUCUUCAGCAGCACGCUGUCCUCGUCAGGCGGCGGCCACCAUGUGUCUUCCUACCUGACGCUGGAGCAAAAGGCCGCCUUCGUCUUUGUGCUGCUGCUCUUCAUCUUCCUGGCCCUGCUCAUCGUGCGCUGCUUCCGCAUCCUGCUGGACCCGUACCGCAGCAUGCCCUCGUCCAACUGGACGGACCACACCGAGAAGGACACGUUCGAUUACCGCAUCGUCUGAGGAGCCCUGAGCAUGCAUUACAUUUACACAAAUUAGAAGAAAAAAAAAGACUAAUUUGAUGUUUAAAGAGCACUUUGGCCCGAAGAACAGAUGACUGCCGAUUCACCAGGAAAACAACAGCUUUUAGAGAAAUCUUCUGAAAGCUUGACAGAAAAGAAUUUCGAUGGCAGAUUGUCGUCGAAAUGAGCGCUAACCAGAGUUCAACUUCAGCUUCUCCCUGCCAAAUCUGAAAAUUCUGAACUGUCACAAGAAAACCAGAACUAUGCUAUGAAGAUUAGCGAUCAAACCCUCAGUCCAAGCGAUGCACCAAAACCAGUUAGGGUUACCCAUAACUUUCAUUCCCUUCCAUCAGUUCCCUUGUGGACUACCUCGUUCCUCCUCCUCCAUCUCGUGUGUGGAAGACUUAGUGUUUUCUCACAUGUCACACAGGGUCGAAUAUCUUAUGAGGUCCAAGCAGUUUGAUGAUAACAGUGUUUACAUCUAGUCAUGUUUACGUCCUUAGAUUUUUAUUGAUAAUGUAGACAAUCAGUGUUUAAAAUAGUUGGUGAAAAAACGAGUUACUAGUUGAGGUUGUUGAGAUCUUUCGUUUUUAGCGUAUUUUGUCUUAAUUUGUGGACAGACACGAGAGGUCCAAAAGACUGCUAUGAUUCAGGCGAAGAGGAAUUUAAUGCCUUAUGUCUUUGUCAGAUAUAUGGAUGGUUGUUACCUUCUAGACAGUUGGGUAAAACUGGUAUCAAGGUCCUAAAGCAGGUUAAAUAAUCACAAAGAAGGAAACUGUCGUGGAAAAAGUUCUCCCUUUAAUGUUUUGGAAAGGUUUGGACCGAUAGGUGCGAGCUGCCAGUAUCUACAAGUGUUCUGUGUGUAUGUGAUACAAAUCAAUUUGUCCUUUAAGUCCUGGAGGGCCCUUCCGGUGUCCACGUCUUUUAUAGCGUCGACAGCCAAAAGAGGUAGUGAAGAAAACAACGUUUACUGUGCUGUACCGUGUGCCUAAUUUGAAAAAAAGUUGAUGUUUUAGGAAAAAGAAAGAAUGUGGGUUCAAAUGUCUGUCUUUAAAUGUAGUUUUUUUUUUUGUGUAGUGCCCGUUUAAAAAAAAACUGAAACAGCAUUUUACUGCCUGCGGUUGGUAUAUUGACAGUUGGUGUGCCAGAUCUGCAGAGUGUUGAUGAUGAAGAUGACGAGGCAUUUUCACAUCAAACCCUUUACAAACUGAUGUGGCUCUUUUGUCGGGCAAUUUUUCAACUGUGCGCCUUAUAGUGUAGACUGUUUACAGCAUCGUAGGUAGCGGAGACGCUGGAAAUCAGCCAACACUGAUGCGACUGUGUCUUUGCACUUCACGGAGAUGUCAUACACCCUGCUAAAAAAAUAAGAAGAAGGAAAAAAACAUUCCCUGUUCUUGUUCCUGCCGGGACAGGAAGCGAACUCUGACCCUUUCGGCGACGUGUGAUGUGCUUGUGAUCUGCUGUGGCCUUUUCCUACCUAUCGCAGAUGUUGCGGUGUUGUGCUGAGGUGAUGUGUCCCCCCCCCCUUCUCCCCCCGCGCAUGUAGUAUUCUCUCCGUGCAUGAUAAAUGGUGAAGCGCUUUGAUCCUGAUGUUGUAGCUGUGGGUCAGUUGCUCAAACACCUAUUUCCUUUCUGUACUGGGGCCUUUUGUUUCAAUCAGUUUUUCGCCUGGAGCCACUGUUCUUUUUCUAAUAAAAAUGUUCAGAGUG